GCGGGGCGGCCCGGGGGCGGGGGCCGCGGGCGGCCCGGGGCUGGGGAGGCCGCCGCCUCCCUGGGCCUGCCGGGGCGGCCGCCUCCGCGAUGCCGCUGCUAGUCGAGGGGCGGCGAGUGCGGCUGCCGCAGUCCGCGGGGGACCUCGUGCGCGCCCACCCGCUUCUGGAGGAAAGAGCCAGACUUCUCAGAGGUCAGUCUGUUCAGCAAGUGGGACCCCAGGGCCUUCUGUAUGUUCAGCAAAGAGAGCUUGCAGCGGCCUCCCCGCAGGAUGGCUCCAUCUCCAUCCUGGGUUCUGAUGAUGCCACCACCUGUCACAUUGUGGUCCUGAGGCACACAGGUAACGGGGCCACCUGCCUGACCCACUGUGACGGAAGUGACACCAAAGCAGAGGUCCCCCUGAUCAUGAGCUCCAUCAAAUCCUUCUCCGACCACGCUCCAUGUGGAAGGCUGGAAGUGCACCUCGUGGGAGGCUUCAGUGAUGACAGGCAGUUGUCACAAAAACUUACUCAUCAACUUCUUAGUGAAUUUGACAGACAAGAAGAUGACAUUCACUUAGUGACGUUGUGUGUGACCGAACUAAAUGACCGGGAAGAAAAUGAAAAGCACUUUCCAAUCAUCUAUGGCAUCGCGGUCAACAUUAAAACUGCAGAGAUUUACAGAGCCUCCUUCCCAGACCGAGGCCCGGAGGAGGAGCUGCGUGCCGCCCGAGCUCUGACAGGAGGCCCAAUGAUUAGUAUUUAUGACGCAAAGACAGAACAACUUCGUAUAGGACCAUACUCCUGGAUGCCAUUUCCACAUGUGGAUUUCUGGCUGCAGCAAGAUGAUAAGCAAAUACUAGAGAACCUCUCCACUUCACCUCUGGCUGAGCCACCCCACUUUGUCGAACAUAUUAGAUCUACCUUGAUGUUCUUAAAAAAACACCCAUCUCCAACCAACGCACUGUUUCCCGGAAACAAGGCUCUCCUCUACAAAAAAAAUGAAGAUGGUUUAUGGGAAAAGAUCCCUUCUCCAGGAAGCUAAACACGGGCACCACCAAAGAGCAACUUUUGGCCUGAGAGACACCACCAUGGGGACCGUGGGGCCUGGAAAGAAUACGAACCAGAAUCCGCAUCCGCUGAAUCUUAGGUCUCCUUCCUUACUGUCCUUCAAAUGACUUUAAAAAUAAAAUCUUAUUUUCGCGAA
Messenger RNA from Prionailurus viverrinus (fishing cat), 1184 nucleotides. It is a transcript of the gene NTAN1, whose product is annotated as N-terminal asparagine amidase. Gene Ontology annotation, molecular function: protein-N-terminal asparagine amidohydrolase activity. Lineage: Eukaryota; Metazoa; Chordata; Mammalia; Carnivora; Felidae. Gene Ontology annotation, biological process: ubiquitin-dependent protein catabolic process. The coding region runs from base 90 to 1022 and encodes 310 amino acids. The transcript is spliced from 10 exons. The record is from RefSeq and is a predicted model, not a curated record. Gene Ontology annotation, cellular component: nucleus.